Molecule: messenger RNA, 315 nt
Organism: Haemonchus placei
Lineage: Eukaryota; Metazoa; Nematoda; Chromadorea; Rhabditida; Trichostrongylidae
Source: the annotation of a GenBank genome assembly
AUGUCGCUAGCCAGGACAACCUUGUCACCAUUCACGAAACGAGCGAUCUUUUCUAUUUUCACACGAUCUCUCAGCAAUGCCCAAGAAGCUGAUAUAGUGGUCAUAGGUGCUGGUCCUGGUGGCUAUGUUGCUGCAAUAAAAGCUGCGCAGCUUGGGAUGAAGACUAUUUGUGUAGAGAAAGAUCCCACUCUUGGAGGAACCUGCCUCAACGUCGGAUGUAUCCCAUCGAAAUCACUACUUAACAAUUCUCAUUAUUAUCAUAUGGCUCAACACGAUUUUGCUAAUAGAGGUUUUGAUUUUUCCCAGUACUUUUGA